Dunckerocampus dactyliophorus (ringed pipefish) is the source of this 8782-nucleotide messenger RNA. RefSeq names its product transmembrane and coiled-coil domains 6 (gene tmco6). Gene Ontology annotation, molecular function: protein binding. The transcript is spliced from 17 exons. Lineage: Eukaryota; Metazoa; Chordata; Actinopteri; Syngnathiformes; Syngnathidae. The coding region runs from base 282 to 1823 and encodes 513 amino acids. The record is from RefSeq and is a predicted model, not a curated record.
CAUAAAAUAUGGACCGGUGGACAAAAACGCAUUUUUCAUACUAUGGUCUUUGAUCAGCAGCACGUCCUGUACAAUAUACUUUAAUACAAAUUAAACUUUUUUUUUUAACUAGCUGCUCUGCGAAAGUGUUUAUUUCUACCGCUGGUGGCGCUGUGGCUUGUUGUGGUCACAUUUAAAACGCUGAAGAAGAGGUUCAACUUAUGUUUUGGGGCAAAUGGCAGCAGCAAGAUGACAGUCAGGUAUACCUUUAUGUUGUUAAAAAAAAAAAACAGUAAAAGAUAAUGUGGAGGUUAAGUAGAGUCGGCCAUAAAGUUGGCCGAUCAGACUACAGCUUGGAGGAGUUCCGCUUAAAGAGGCGAGAGCACGAAAAGGCUCUUCGUCAGGCCCGCAGAGACAAACAUCUGGUGAGCAAGAGACUUCUGCUGAUUGAAGAUGAGGUGCGGCAAGAAGCCGCCAUGGACACUUGCUCCGAUGAAAAGGAUGUUGUCAGUUUGUUCCACAAACUUCAACACAAUGGUCCAGAGAGGGAAGCCCACCUCAAAACUUUGAGUCAGUUUCUUCGUGACCCGUCGGCUCAACUCGCUUUUAUCAAGCAAGAAAACAGUAUCCACCUGCUGGUCGGCCUCCUCACAGGUUCCAACACUCAGCGCCGCCUGCAGUCUGUCCGCUGUCUGCACGAACUGUCUCACUCUCCUCACCCUAGCGUGGCUUCAGCCUGUCUGCCCGCCACCCCUUACCUCCUCACCUAUCUGUCUGGACAAAGCACCAGGUUCACUGAGCUUUGUCUCUACACGCUUGGCAACUUGUGCCCGGACAGUGACGUUGUGAGAGAGAAACUUCUGGCUCAGGGAAUCAUACCAGCGCUUGCCAGCUGUAUUGAGACCCAGAAGCAUAAUAUGGCGGUGGUGGAAGCUGUGGGUUUCACUCUUUCUCAGCUUCUCCAAACCAAAGAAGCAUCAAGCAAAAUAAUCCCGUCCAUUCUGGCCUCUAGUUUACCUACACACCUUUUAGCAGCACUGAUACCCGACCAGAAUUUUUCACUGGGUCCUGCCAUCGAGUGUGCAUGGUGUUUGCAUUACCUUACCUGCAGUUCUGAGAAUAACGAAGCACUGUUGGCUUGUGGAGCACUGUUGCAGUGCAGUACCCUGAUAGUGUCAUUGGGUGGUGCUGCUGCACAAGGAAACAGAGAGGAUGGCCGAGAACUGCUUGUUUGUCCUCUGCUGAGGUCCACGGCGAACCUGCUGUCUUCCUGCACGCGCGGGGGGGCGACCGCUUCCCUGGGUGAUGUUGAGCUCGCAGCCGCUCUGUGCGCUCUGCUUCAGGCCUACGUGCAGACUCGACCCUCCUUGGCCAGAGAGAGCGCCUGGGUCCUCAACAACCUCACAGCUCAGUCCAGUCUGUUCUGUUCGGCCCUGCUGACUCUUAACUUGGUCCCUGGGCUUCUCCAGCUUCUGCCAUUCUCUCAGGGCAUCAACACAAUGAUUCUGAGAGUUCUGGCAAAUGUGGCCCACAAGAAAAAGGACUUCUGCAUCCAGCUGGCCCAGGUCGGUCUGCUGUCUUCCCUCUCGGCCACACUCAAAAUGGCCGAUCAGGAAGUGUUGAUCCUUAGUAUGGACAUCCUUUAUAUGCUGCUAGCUAGUAGUCCUCAAGUGGCGGGGGACUUUAUAAGGCAAGGCGGUCUUUCGCUUCUAGAAACCUUUCAAUACUACAGUGAAGCAGAUGUGAGGCGAAGGGCAGCGUACCUGCUGGAGCGCCACCUGCUGUCUUCUUCUUCACAAUGCGCAGUGAAUACCUGGAAAUGUUGUUUCUCACGUGUCCUGUAAGCAUGAAAUUACAAGUAAGUAUGUUUAUGUUUUUGUGUUGCAGGACAGUUGGAUCCCACCUUCUUGACCCAACAGCGAGUCAGAAAGAUGUGGUCAAUGGUAUUAUGUCGUUAUGACAGUGGAAAAGUACAUUUUAACAUCGUUUUACUCACAAGUACAUACAGAUGAUCAUUAUUUUUCUUAUUCAUUUUGUAUUUUCACAGGAAAUUGUCCCCAAAGUAAAGCAACGUUCCUCGCUAUGUCGCGGUUUGAAUAUUACUCCCCCACUAUAUCAUGUUUUAAAAUAUUAAUAAUAAUAAAUUAUGUUUUGUGGUUGACUAUGGCCUAUUAAUAGUCAUAAAAUAUUGAAAGACAUGUUCUACAGUAUGUAGUAUUGUGGUCACUAGGCAUCAGUAAUGUUCUGUGACUGGCUACUGAGCCACCCGAGGCGUUUAUGUCACGGCUGAGAUCGAAAAAAAAAGGUUCCGUGUGGAAUUGGUAAGUUUUUUUUUUGCUUCUUUGUCCUUCUUCCCCGCUCGGUUUGAAAUGCUUUCUGCUUUCUUAAGUUUAGAAUAUGCAAUUUAGAGAGACUAACUUGUUAGCUCAGUAGCUUGCUAUGCUAGCCGCAGUUGUCUCUUAUGUCCCUGCAGCGAUACCGUAGCCUGCGCAAUGCCAUGCCAACAACAAUGGGAGUGUAAAGAUAUUUUAAGGACGAAAAUGUAAUUUUUUUGUGUGUGUGUGUGAUUUUUUUUUUAAAUGUCUUCGGCUGCCAGUUAAAUACAUUAUGAGAACAACUAACAUUGUCUAUUCAGAUUUACUGUAAGCAAUAGGAUACUGUAUGUCAUUCAGUAUUUUAGUUUCAAUUUUGGUUCACGUUUACAUUUUGAAAUUGAAUUAGAUGCAAACCAAAAUAAAACCCCAUAAGACAAGUGCUUCUCAAACAGUGGGGCAGGGGCCCAUGGGGGGCCAUGAUGUUAUCUGAAAUCAUUUCAUUAAUCUAUUUCAGGGGUGUCCAAAGUGCAACCCAGGGGCCAUUUCGGACCGCGGCACAGUCUAAAAGUAUAAUUUAACAAGAAAGACCCAAAAAAAAAAACAAAAAUAGAAAUAUCAGUAGUAAUUUUACAAAGUUAAAUAUUAGAGAAAAAAAGUUGUAAUCUAACAAGAAAAAGCUAUUUUAUGAGAAUAACAUAAUAUGAGGAAAAAAUAAAGCACAGCAAAUAGCAUGAAGUUGAAAUAUUACAGAUUUUUUUUUUCAAUCGUGAUAUGAGGAAAAAAAAGUUCUAUUGUUGAAAAAUUACUUUGUGGAAAAAGUUAUUUUACAAGAAUAAAGUCAAAAUAUUAUGGGUAUAAAGUCAUAACUACAAGAAGAAUUUACCAGAAAUUUAAAAAGGACAAAGAAUUUAUAAGAAACAGUUCGAAUAGCUCAAAUUAAAAAAAAUAACAACUAUAAUUUUAAGAGAAUAAAGUCAAAAUAUUAACAAAAAAAUAUUCUAACAAGAAAAAAUUGGCAAUUUUAUCAGAAUAAACUCUCAGUAUUAUGAGGAAAAAUAAUGCCAUUUUAGCAGCAUAGAGUUGAAAUAUUAAAGAAAAAUAAAAAUGAAGUUUUUUUAGAUUGAAGAAGUUAGAUUGGGGGGGAAGCUAUAAUACGAGAAUAAAGUCAUAAUAUUACAAAAAAAAGAAGAUUAUUUUAGAAGGAAGUUGAAAUAUUGGGAAAAUUAAAAAAAAAAUAGGGAGGAAAAAAAGCAAAGACCAAAGUUCACACUAAAAACAAUCGAAUUCAAUGACAUCAUCCAAAGUUUUGAGCUCCUCCUCUUGAUAAAAAAAAAAAAGUUUCAAAUUUCUGUACUUCCUCUUCCCACCCCCCACAUUCCCAAACCGUUCCCCACACUGCUGCUCUCUAUGAAAAAAGAAAGCAAGGUAAGUGCAUGUCACACCUUUCUUUUUCAUCAUAGUUUGCUGUCGAUUUCUGAAUUUUUUCUGCAACUUCCCUUCCGGAAGAGUUGUGAAACACAAGCAGUGCUGCCAAGUCGUAAGGAGGGAGGGGGCGCAACGCACAUCUGCUUUGACUAACAAUGUUGUUUGUCAUGUCUGUAGCGUCCCCACCAUGGAUGACAGUGCACCAACAACACCCACCACCCCCACGGAGAUCACAAGAGGACAACAGCAAGGGAAACUUAAAGAAGACCCGAAGGUGCUGAUGUCCAGCAAGCCUCUUCACCGCUUUGUCGAAAAGGAGCCCCAAAGUCUCGGUAUUGUCAUUGUGAUCUGUGGCUGUGCAGAGGUCAUGAUGGGAUUUGUCUUGUCCAGUGAUAGUAAGACAAACUCCACUGGUCUCUACAUCCCUUUCUGGCAGGGAGCUCUGUUUGUCAUCUGUGGAGUCUUGUCUAUCUACACGGGAGCACGUCCAUCAAAGAGGAUGGUGACAGUUUGUUUGGCCAUGUAUGUGGUUUCCAUCCUGGGAGUCAUCGUGUCUUUCGGAUACAGGAUAUCCUGCUUAACAUAUUACCGCUAUAUCAGGUUCUCUGCGGGAUACUUUGUGGACAAAAAGUGGAGCCACAGCAGAUUGGAUCAAAUUUAUGGCAUUGAAGGCGUUUUGUUCACGUGCUCUCUGUGUGUGUCGGUGCUUCUCAUCUUCUUGUCAGCAGUCGCACGCUUGGCUCUCAAAUCCACAAACACUCAGGUCAUUUUCCAGCGAGUUUCAACGCAGCAGAGUGACACAACAUUCCAACCGUAACUAUGGAGCCCUUGCACUUCAUGAUCAUUAAUCUGUACAGUUUACCGUACACUCACAUUACAGCGUUAGCAGUGCUUGCUCCACGUGCCUUCCUAUGCUUCCCAUUGCUCCGUUUUUCAGUAUUCAUUUAAAUAUGUUUAUUAUUGUGGCUGUAGUUUGCAGUGAUGUAUCACUGAGUAUGUGUAAGGCAGAUUUGCACCAUUGCAAACUACAAUCACUAUAAUAAACAUAUCUUUAAAUUAGUAUGCCUCAAAACUGAGAGAUUUGCUAAGGCAACAGGCCUUUCAAAAAGGCACCAUUAUAUGAGACACCAUUAGACUCUGCAGGUGUACCGAAUAAAAUGGCUUGUGUGCGUAUCAUACUUUUUAUACUGGCAGCACCAAAAAAAAAAUGUUUUUCACGUAUUUAUUACAGAUUUGCAUUUACUAACCUCAAAUGUCUCAGAUGUGCAUACUAACACCACUAACCACAAACCUACAAGUAACCGAACACUCAUCAUAACAUAUAUUUGGCCUACAUACAGUAUUAGAUACCCAGUUUAGUAUCAUGCAAUGUUAAUAUUACCUCAUAUUCUUCUAUAUUCUAUUACACAAAUACACUCAUCAAACCCUGCUUAAGGCACAACCACACCAUUUACAGAGAUCCAGGACGUGGAUCAGAAAUGUUUUGAUUGGCACCUUCAGAGUAAUAUUAAAUGAAGAACACUUAAGCCUAAAACCAUUUUCAACCAAGGCCAAAUGUUGAGUUUGUUAUUUUUGAUGAAUAUUUAUCAUCGACCUGGGUUUGACGCAGGAAAGUGACAAAAGGUUGUAAGACGUCGUGCUAAUAUAUUUUUUUUAGAUAUCGUUUUCAUUAUUUGAGGUUCCGGGGGCCAUUUGUGGCCCGUGGCUUUUUUUUUUUUUUCUAAUUGGCCCCGCAGUACGUUCUAAAAAUGUCAUUUAACAAGAAAACUAAACACUAAACAACAAAAUCAGCAAUUUUAUAGGAAUAAAGUCAAUAUUAAGACAAAAAAAGUCGUAGUGCGACCAGUCGCCCGAAGUCAGCUGGGAUAGGCUCCAGCAUGCCCCCGCGACCCUAAUGAGGAUGAAGCGGUAUAGAAAAUGGAUGGAUGGAAAAGUCGUAGUUUUACAAGAAUAACGUAAUAUGAAAAAAAAAAACAUCAUUUUAGUAGAAUCAAGUUGAAAUAUUAAAUAAAAUGUCUUUUUUUUAUGGGAAUAAAGUCAAAAUAUUAUGGGAUCAUAGUCAUUAAUAAAUAUUACAAGAAGUAAAUGAACAAAGAUUAUUUAAGAAGUAGAUGUAAAUAUUUGGAAAAUGUAAAAACAACAAAUGUUUUUCAAAAUGUGAGGUGGGCCACCCCUGGGAGGUGCUGGCGGUCUUCAGGAGAUAUGCUGCAGCUUGAGAAAAAUCAAGAAAACCAUUUUUCAUACCUGCGAAGUUACAGUAAUGUCAGUAAUGUUUAAAGACACAAUUAAUUGAUUUUAGGUGCUACAGUGAGAAAGUAAUCUGGGGCAAGCAGAAAACUCUUUAUCUUGUAAAGUUACUGCUGAUUUUACAAUAUUUUUCAAAUGCGCCACGGACCGCACUUUGGACACGCCUGUCAUAGUCCCUGUGUGAUCUGACAGGAAACCGCCAUAUUUGUCUGCAUUGUUUUUAAUCAGCACUCUGCAGUUUUUUCAUUUUCAGAACCAUCUCAGUCAGAUGUGAGCGAUUUACAGUUUGUUAAAAAAAAAAAAAAAGAUAAUUUUCAUGUCUCAAAUGUUUAACAUCUCGGGAUCUAACCUUCAAUAUUGCAAAGGUAGAAGGCCACAUACAUAAAACAACCAAACCCACGUUACAUUUGCAUUAAUGCCGUCAUGUGAUCAUCAGUGUGAGGCUGCUUGAUUUCGCAGUCCUCAAGUCACAAGAUAGCAGCAUGGCCUGAGGCGGUAUCACAACCAUGUUAAUGUCAAAUAGAAUGCGAAGGGGCGCAACUGCAUUGUGUUCCUCCUUAUGACUGUGAGCAUUUUUAUCUGUGAAUGUGUCCUUUGGAGCACUUUUUAAGGUCUGAUUUUAGCUUUCCUGUGCAAUAAAUGUUUAUGUUGGCAUUUCAUUACGCACAAUGCAUCUUUUUAGUCCUGUAGGUAUACAUACAUUAAAAAGACAAGUACACAUUAGACACAUUUGGUCACUUAAAUUUAUUUCAGUGAGGCAGCAAACAGCAGUUUAUUCCAGAAUCUUCCUCCUUAAAGGUUGCCCGUCGAUGUUGUCGUCAUUUGGUCCAUGUGCACGAUGGCUUAAAUUAAUAGACGUAGUUGGUGGUGUGCAGAGACUGCAUGGAGGCCUGGUCGGCCGAGCCUGUGGCCUUGUACUCUCCUUUGGCAGCCAGGCCGUUGAUCUGAGGGGAAAGUCACAUCUAAGUGUUAAUCAUCAGCCAGGUUAACUGCACCACAUUAGCGGGACAAACCGCAUCAGAGAAAUCAUUUACCAGCCACAGUAGAGUUGAGUAAUACAAGAUAAGAGGGGAUUAAUACAUUUAUUGCCUCUCUUGUUGAGCCCUUCGUGGAGGCUUACCUUGGCCCUACUGCAGAAAGCUUCCUGUGCAGCUGCCUUGUUGGCGGCCUUGCCCUGCCAGGCUGCAAGGGUGGACGCCUGCAGCGCGCGGCCGUACGAGAAGGUGAGCUUCCAGGGGCGAUAUAGGGGCACCUGGUUGAUGGCGUUCAAGUUGAGCGAGGCCUCCUCCUCACUCUGGCCCCCGGACAGAAAGCAGAUGCCUGCAGAGUCAUGGGGAAAUUAGGUUGCCAUUUUCUGAUAACGUUGCUGUUUUUGGAUGUUUAAAGCUACCUGGCACGGCUGCUGGCACGGUGCGCCUCAGAGCUGUCACGGUAGCCAUGGCGACCUCCUGAGGGGUGAACUUCUUAGUGCAGGAGUGUCCGGCGGUGACCAUGUUGGGCUUGAGCAGCGUGCCCUCCAGGUACACGUGGUGAUCGGACAGAGCCUUGUACACGGCAGCCAGCACCUGAACAUGAGCACACACAUCUUUAAUAAAAAUCUUUUUGCCGAAAUUCAUUGAAAUGAUUCUUGAACCAACCUUCUCUGUGACAUACUGGCAUCUCUGCAGGUCAUGGUCUCCGUCGGGAAGGAUCUCUGGCUCCACGAUGGGUACCAGACCAUUCUGAUAGAAAAAAACAUAUUCAGCCCUUAUUAUUUGUCGUGCAAUUAUGAAAAGACAACUACUACUCGUGUGAGUGCGUACCUGUUGGCAGAUGCUAGCGUAUCUAGCCAGGACGUUGGCGUUCUCUGCAAUGCCGAGAGCCGACGGGCAGCUGUCUGAGAUCUUGAGCACGCACCUCCACUUGGCGAAGUUGCAGCCGUCCUUCUUGUACUGCGCGCAGCGCUCUGACAGGCCGUCAAGACCUGCGGAGAGACGGCAAAACGGUUACACGUUGUCCUUACUUGCAGAAGGGCGCUUCCAGCAGGAGUCUAAAUCUUACCUUGUGUGGUCGUCUCGCCGUCUGUACCAUUCAGACCAGCUGUGCCUUUGUCCACCUGAAGCAGGAGACAGACGUUAACUUUCAAAAUAAGAGUGCAUUUCUACCCUUCAAGAAGUAAUCUACAGUAUACCGGGGGUAUUCAAUUCAAAUUUGUGAGGCUACUCAAAUGGUGGCCCUCAAGUUCAGUGCAAAACAGCAAACAGCUCCUGUCAUAGGGCAGUGAUUACCAACCACUGUGCUGCGGCACAUUAGUGUGCGGUGAGCAAUCAUCAGGUGUGCUUUUUCCAAUUUCACUUCAUUAAAAGUCUAAAAGGUAUUAUUUAUUUACAGCAAAUAAUGUAUAUUUGCUCAUCUAUCGUAUCUCUGCCAGGGACGCAACGUGACAUACAGAGCAGUUAGAGGUUCUUCCACUAGAUGGCAGAAGGUAUUAACAUGUCAUUCAUACAAUAAGAUGUCAGGAGCUCAGUGGGCGUUUUUACCUUUUCCACAUGAAUCCUGCUUGGCAACAAACAGCCACUGGUGUCCAGGCUAGUUAGUUAGUCUUUAAUUAAGUUACACAAGCAAAACUAGCCCUACUUGGACAAUAUUUAUGUAUGCCGCCUCCUCACCUUAAUGCCCACAACAAUGCCCUGGUCUUUGAUGACUUGGGGGAAGGGCUUGCCCUUGUCUGACUUCUGGUAGAGCGUCUCAUGGAACAGGAUGACCCCUCCUAUGGACUUUGAGAUGGAGUCACCGGCCGAGAAGAGGAGAUCACGGAAGCAGCGACGGUUUUCCUC